Molecule: messenger RNA, 1637 nt
Organism: Folsomia candida
Lineage: Eukaryota; Metazoa; Arthropoda; Collembola; Entomobryomorpha; Isotomidae
Product: glucose dehydrogenase [FAD, quinone]-like
Exons: 4
Coding region: 137-1606 (489 amino acids)
Molecular function (GO): flavin adenine dinucleotide binding; oxidoreductase activity, acting on CH-OH group of donors
Source: RefSeq, a predicted model, not a curated record
AAUUUUUCAGAUCAAAUUUCGCGCCGACAACACCGCCUAUGGUGUCGAGUAUGAACGCCAUGGAGAAAAGCACUUGGUGUAUGCGAACCGUGAAGUCAUUUUGUCCGCGGGAUCGGUCGGUUCUCCGAAAAUUUUAAUGUUGUCAGGAAUAGGACCGAAAAGACAUUUAGAAGAAUUUGGGGUCAAACCCCUCGUGAAUUUGCCGGUUGGUCAAAAUUUGCAAGAUCACGUGGGCACCUAUCUCGGCCCCUUUUUUAUCAACGAGCCCCUAACCUUUGCAAAAGAUAGGGACAUCACAGCCGAGAGUUAUGUUGAGUAUGGCGGCCAAGGGACGGGACCUCUGAGUUAUACCGGUUUCACUGCAACGGGUUUGAUCGCCUCAUUGUACGCCAAAGGUCGCGGUGAAGCGACAUGGCCUGACCUACAAAUCUCACUUUUCCCCACCACUGUGGACAAAUCUUUCUCUGCUGACCUGGCCCACACGCACGCCUUGAAUCCCGAAACUUUGAAAAAAUAUUAUUCUCACGCAAUUGGAAAGCAUUCCUUCCACGUCUGGGUCAAUGUGGCCCGACCUGCGGGGCGUGGAGAAAUUCGAUUGGCCUCCCGCAAUCCAGCCAACCCGUUGGUGAUUAAUCCAAAAUAUUUGGAGGAUCCGUGGGACCUUGAUGUUAAAGCGGGAGUGGAUGGACUAAAGAAAGCUUUGAGAUUGAUUGAAGGAUCCACCACCUUCCAAAAUAUCGGGGGACGUUUCACCUCAGAAAUCCUGCCUGGCUGCGAAUCCACAAAGUUUCGUUCGGAUGAGUAUUUUGAAUGCUAUCUCCGACAUUUUACCGUUUCCGCGUACAAUCCUGUCGGGACAUGCGCAAUGGGACUGAAGGAUUCACUUUUUGCCGUGGUAGAUUCUAAACUUCGCGUCCUUGGCGUUACUGGCCUACGUGUCGUAGAUGCUUCGAUAAUGCCUGCAAUCGUGUCUGGAGGAACUGCCGCGCCUACCAUCGCGAUCGCGGAAAAGGCGGCUGAUAUGAUUUUGUCGCACUGGAGUCAUCACGUUCCACAAGAAUUGGACGAUAUUUUAAACGCUGAGGUCACCAGCUUAGCUCAAGGAGGUCAACAGCAAAACCAUAUAUUUAAUUCUAUCGCCGACUCUGGAACAGCACAGUCAGAAAACGUGGCAAAAUUGGAGAAACCGAUUAAUUCGUUUUUACUGAAGGGUAGUGACCUUUCUCCAUUGACAACAACAAAGAUCACAACCAUGUCGACAUUGUCGGCAAGCAGUACUAGCAACAAUGUGAUGAAAUAUAUGAGUCCGUUUUCUGUAACGAUUAAAACCUCAAGUCCUACCCCGAUUCCGAAAAUUAAAGUUUCUACAUCGACAACUACCAAAGCGCCAUUUUCGUUUUUAAAUUUCGUUACAUCAACGCUAGCUACCACAUCAGCGACAACAACAACACCAGCUCCAAAAACCAUGGCGACAAUGCCAACAUCUAAACCGGUCAUGUUAUUCAACAUGGACGUCAACAGUCCGACGCACAUGUCGUUUCCAAUAGUUUCAUCGACAACCCGAAAACCAACGCAGUAUCUGAAAAAGAAACCAUUACAGAAAUGACUGCGUUCAACGACAAAAUCUCCUACCAGUG